Molecule: messenger RNA, 4077 nt
Organism: Schistosoma haematobium
Lineage: Eukaryota; Metazoa; Platyhelminthes; Trematoda; Strigeidida; Schistosomatidae
Product: Sphingomyelin phosphodiesterase 2, neutral membrane (Neutral sphingomyelinase)
Exons: 9
Coding region: 758-2053 (431 amino acids)
Cellular component (GO): cytoplasm
Molecular function (GO): sphingomyelin phosphodiesterase activity
Source: RefSeq, a predicted model, not a curated record
CUACUAUGUAAAAAUUACAAAUUGCUGCAUAAGCUUUUCGGGUGAUUUCAUCAUCGAAAUUUACACGUUGUUCGGAAAUUUCAGUAUUGAUUAUUUCCCGGAGAGUAGCUCUGAUCAUAUUACCGGGUAAAACACUGAAGUUAUUUCGAAUGCAGCCGCUGCGACUACUCCAAUUGUAAUCGUUACAUUUAAUGCCUGCUUUAUUAUUGAGCAAACCACUUGAAAAAACGGCAGUAAGCCGCUCUUAAUCCAGCACUUUCACGGGAAAACAAUAAGCGCUUAGGUGCUCAGUGGUCUUCGUGAUCUAAAAAACCGAAGUUAGUAAAAUUGUACAUCAACACAUAUUUUUCUGCUUUUCCAGCGUUUAACGAGUCAAUAUAAAUUUUUAAGCGACAUUCGUCGGUCCAAAGAUCUUCAUAAUCAUGAAGAUGGUCACUGGGAAUCAAGUGACUAGACUCACUACACUGAACUGUGCAGAAGACUUAUGAUGCUCCACGAAGACCAAUGAAAUUUGCAACAGAUCAUCAUAAACCCGAGGCCAUUCUACGUACUAGUGAUUUAAAAUGUUCUAAAAGCAUGCCACGUUAAAAUCCUGUCAUAUUGGUUAUAUUCGUAUUAUCAAACUUUAUAUGAUUGGUAAGGCAACACUUCAGUAACGGAGCGAUCUUCGAAUAAUUUUCGCUGCUUUACUAAACGUCGAGAUUUAUCUCCGAGCCGUAAAGCUUCACUGGCACCCCCUGAUAUUAUAAUUUACAACAUGGUCGAAGAAAAGUUCAAGGUUUUAACAUUUAAUUGCUGGGCCGUGUUUUUCCCGUCUCCGACUGUGAGAAAAGAAGACCGUGUUAAUGCGAUUGCCGCGAAGUUAUCAGUUGGGGAUUUCGACGUGAUUUUACUUCAGGAGAUUUGGCUGGAAUCAGAUUACAGAAAGCUCCGAAACAUUCUGGACGAGAAGUAUCCAUACUCUAAUUACUUUUAUUGCAACCUUAUAGGAACUGGUAUGUGCAUAUUUUCAAAAUGGACUAUAGAAUGUGUGUUCACACAUCCCUUUACUACUAACGGAUAUCCUCAUCUUAUUCACCAAGCUGAUUACUAUUGUGGCAAAGGUAUUGGGUUAGCCCGGAUCACAAGCAAAGAAGGAUUUAGGAUUAACUUUUAUGUAACCCACUUAAUUGCUCGUUAUGAAUUAGAUCGUAUGUUAGAUAAAUAUAAUGGACAUCGAAUAUCUCAAUUAGUUGAAAUAAUGGAAUUUGUUCGCAUGACAUCCACUGGUUCUGAUGCAAUUAUAAUUACUGGAGAUUUCAAUUUGGAAUCGAAUACUUCAGCUAUUGAAUUGUUUAGUACUUCAUUAAAAUUAUCUGAUGCAUGGCUUAAUAAUACUGUUGCUUUGAAGAAUACAAAUAUUACAGAAUUAGAGUCAGAGGGAUGUACGUGUGAUCGAGCUGAUAAUCCUUAUCGUAAUCAACUUUGGACAAAUACAUAUGGGAAUGGUGAAAGAUUAGAUUACAUAUUUUAUCGUUCUGGGCCAUCAAUAAUAGAUUCAUUUCAUAUACCAUCUUAUGCUAAACUUGUCUGUGAUUCGUGUUGGUUAGAUAUGCGUAAAGUACCUGACGACCCAUAUGGUUUACAUUAUUCCGAUCAUGAAGGUGUAGCUGCAAGCUUUACUAUUACAAGAUUACGCAAUCCUGUAAAACCAGAGGGUGAAACAAUGUCAGCAAAUGAAUUAAAUCGAUUACGUGAUUUAUUAUUAGAUAUAGAUCAACAAUUAACUCGUGGUUUGAAUCAAUGUAUACAUGGUCGUUUAUUGCAUUUAAUAUGGGCGAUAUUUAUAACAAUUUUAUUAAUUAUCUUAAUAUUAAUAUAUCCAACUGAUAGAUUAACAUCAAUUAUAAAAUGUUUAUUUGAAAUAUUACUUGGUAUUAUAUUAUUCACAUUAAUUUGGGGUUCAUUAAUUGGUAGAACUAUAGAAAAAUCCGGUUUAAAAAAUGCUAAACAUUCAAUUUCAACAUUAUCUUCAAGAUUAGAUAGUUCAAAUGAUUUUACAUUAAUUAAAUAAUAAUUUGUCUUUUUUUUCUCCUUUUGUAUUCCUCCCCAAUACUUUUUUCUUUUCUGUUUUUGUUUUCUUUUUCUUCCAAAAUAAAUUUUGAAUAGAAUAUGUUUAAGUGAAGAAAUAUAUACCAUCGAGUUUUUAUUUCUUUCUAAUUAAUCAAUUCAUUUUAAUUGUAAUGAUGAUAUCAGGAUUUAUCUCUCUCUGUGUCUCUCUCUCACACACACACACGUUCCUCUUUUAAUUACAAGCAAUUAACGGAAAUAAUAAAUUGUCAUCGUAUAUCUUUUAUACAAUUAUUCAUAGGUGUUAUAUUUAACAACGGCAAAAUGAUUGUAUUUGACACUGAUGUUUGUGUAUUUUAAUUUAUUUAAUAUUUAACAUAUAUGUGUAUGUUCAAUAUACCUAUAUAUAUAAUUCGAAUUAAUGUUAUCAUCGUUGUGGCUUUCUUUUGUCUCUUGUUUUUAUAUUGUACAUGUAUACAGAAUUAUGUCUAAUUUGAAAAAAAUUAUUUAACAAAUAUUUAUUUCCUUUUUUUAAUGAACCACUUAAUAUCUCGGUGAGUUACUAUCUCACAACAGACUCGGUUGAACUCCACUGGUCACUACUUCUCACUAGGACUUCAGGAAAUACCUCAUGAAGUCGGUGGAUGCGCACUGCUGAGGAGUCCCAAAAUAGGACGAAAUGGCCGUCCAGUGCUUCCAGGUUUUCCAUCGUGGUCUAGCUUCAACUGACUCAUGAUCUUAACCAUUGAAAUUACUACAAUCUUCACAAAACCCAUCUGAUAUUAAUCAACAUAUGCUCACUAGUGGAUUGUUAUAAAUAAUUCUAAUUUGGUUAUUUAAUCUCUGAAGAUGUGGCUUACACUAAGUCACGAAACAUCAGAAAAUCUAAUUUUUCUACUCACUGGAAUAUUAUAAAUAUUUAUUUAAAAAUUUACAAUACUCUCUGCAUGGUUCAGAGUAGCAAGUCAGUUAUUUUCUUGAUUGAUGUUGUGAUUUGACUGUCUCUAGAAUUAUGGGAUCUUUAUGCUGAGAAACUUAACAUUUUAUUGUUUUAUGAGUCCGAUACUAUACUUUUAAGAAUAUUCACUGGACGGUUGUACACAUUUUGUUAUGUGUAAUUUCUCUAUUUUUCCUGGUUUUCUUGAUAAAAAUAUCUCCACCAUUCCUCAUAUCAUGAUGUGACUGGGUGAGAAUUUUCAGUAGCACAAUAUUUUUAUCCUAGGUGUUAAGUUGUUUCUGCUUGUGUCCCUUCCCAUAGACAUAGAUGUAUCAACCAAACUAAUAUAUAAUACCUAUCUUCUACAAACCAAGAAGUUUGUUUAAUUAAAGCAGAUAAUUGAAACAGGGGGGAUAAAUAAUAAGGAAAAUAAAUCAUUCAUUAUCGUUAAAUUUAAAAUAAUAAAAGUAACUGAGAACAGUCCAAUACUAUAAGCAGAAAAUUUUGCAGUUACAAGAUGAAUUGAUUAAUGGAGCGAAAAAGCUAGUUGAAAUUGAUGUAAACUUGAAAAUACGUCGAACAUCAUGCAAGGUUCCCUUUUUAACGAUGUUCAGUAAUUCGUAUAUGUAUAACGUAGAAUCAAUUACAUUGCUUUAAAAUAAAGGCUCGUGGCUGCUUGAACGUUUACAACAAGGAAACAGGGGAUCGAUAUUUCAAAUGUUUGACGCCAUUGGUUAGCUAAAUCAUUGGGUUUCUGUUCGACUUAGAUUAACGAUUUGUAGUACAUAGGUUUCUUAAAUUAGUUGACCGUUGAAAAAUUUCAUCUCUGGUAUGUCGUGCCAAAAGUGUCUGCCGGUAGAUAUCAGUUCGAAUAAUUCAGUCAGAAUAAGGUGAAUACUAAUCUUUGACAUUUGUAUCCUUUAAGAAGUUCUAUUAUGUCCUUGUAAUUAUGAUUCGUAUAAAGUUUUACUCUUUUUUUCAGCAACGAAUAUACAUACAAUUAAUACUAGUCAUUUUAUUUAUUGAAAAAGCUUUCAGGCCUCUAAUAUUGUGAUUUCAGCGACCUUGCUUGGUUGAUCUGAUUUAAAAAC